Molecule: messenger RNA, 3516 nt
Organism: Pogoniulus pusillus (Red-fronted tinkerbird)
Lineage: Eukaryota; Metazoa; Chordata; Aves; Piciformes; Lybiidae
Product: retinal guanylyl cyclase 2-like
Biological process (GO): intracellular signal transduction; receptor guanylyl cyclase signaling pathway; protein phosphorylation
Cellular component (GO): plasma membrane
Molecular function (GO): guanylate cyclase activity; adenylate cyclase activity; peptide receptor activity
Source: RefSeq, a predicted model, not a curated record
CUCUGCCUGCCUUCCUGCAGCCCUCCCCACCUGUAGAAGAUGUCAGCUCUCCUGUGGUGUCCUCGCAGCUCCUUCUGGCUGCUGCCCAGGCACAGCAGAUUGCAUCAAUCCAACGCUGGGCGUUCACUCAAGACACUUUUCCUGGCUCUCUGGUGGCUGCUGUUGGGAAUUGUCCUGCUUUGCUGUGCAGCAGAGUCUUCUGUGUUUAAAAUUGGUGUGCUUGGCCCCUGGGACUGUGACCCCCUCUUUUCCAAGGCCUUUCCCCAGCUGGCUGCCAGGCUAGCCGUGGAACGGAUAAGCAAAGAUCCUUCGCUCCCUCUCGGCCACAGGCUGGAUUAUGUGGUUCUGCAAGAGGAAUGCGACACACCAAGAGCUCUGCUUAGCUUCCUUGGCUUUGGGAAGCUUUCUUCAGCUUUCAUAGGCCCCCUGAACCCUGGACUCUGCGAGGUGGCCACACUUCUAGGGGAAGACUGGAAUAAAGCCAUCUUCUCUUGGAUGUGUGUCAGCUACCGGCUGGAUUCCGCCUUCCAUCACCCUACCUUUGCCAGGACCUUGCCCUCUCCGGCCCAAGUCUUGUUUGCAGUGAUGAAGCACUUCAGCUGGGCUCACGUUGGCAUCAUUGCUUCCAAAGAGGCUAUUUGGAUGGACACUGCCAGCAAGCUAGCAAGUGCACUCAGGAGCCAGGGGCUUCCUGUAGGCAUCGUUACAUCCCUGCGCGGGGGAGAAAAGGGCAUGGAGGAGACCUGGAAUGAGAUCCAAGGAGUUGAAGGCAUUAAAAUCCUGGUGCUGUGCAUGCAUUCUGUGCUGGUUGGAGGGCAGGAGCAGGCCACCUUCCUCACCAAGGCUCUGGAAAUGGGGCUGGCAGGUGGCAGAUAUGUCUUCGUGCCCUAUGACACCUUGCUCUACAGCCUGCCUUACCAGAACCACUCCUUCAGCGCCCUCGCCGCGGACGCCAGGCUGCAGGAGGCCUAUGAUGCUGUGCUGACUGUCACACUGCAGUCUGCAGGGAGCACCUUCCUGGAUGCAUUCAAAGCCAAACACAGAGGUGAAAUAAUCGAGGGCUUGGAAGCCACCCAGGUUUCUCCCCUUUUUGGCACCAUCUAUGACUCCAUUUACCUGCUGGCAAUGGCCAUGGGCAGCGCCCGGCGCAGCGGAGCCAAGCUCUCAGGGUCUGCCCUAGCUGAGCACACCAAAAACCUCAGCUUCCCUGGAUUUAGCAACUGGAUCCAGACAGACAGCUGUGGGAAGAGGAUGAGCAACUACGUCAUACUGGACACAGAGGGCCGUGGGAACCAGCUCUUCCCAACCCACUUGCUGGACAUGUCUUCAGAGCCUGUGUCUGUGAGGAGCCUGGAUUGGGCCAUCCACUUUCCCAGUGGAGCUCCACCCAAGCCAGACCCAAGCUGCUGGUUUGAUCCAGAUGUUCUCUGCACUGGAGGGAUUGAGCCUGCAGUCGUCAUUCUGGGAGCUAUGCUGCUGUUUGCCCUGCUGCUUUGUGCUGUGGGCCUGACCUCUCUCAUCAGGCAUAACCUCCUGAAGAGGCAGCUAUUCAGGGGACCCAACAAGAUAAUACUAACCUUGGAGGACCUCAUCUUCAUCAACCCAGAGCUACGUAAAAAGAGGCUGACCUUGGACAGUCUGACUGAUGCAAACAGCCUGGCAGCUGAUGGCAGAAGCCUGAAGUCUGUAACCCACUCCUCUUCCUCAAAAGGUGCAGCUGCCACCCACGAGACAUCCAACGUGGCUCUGUGUGAGGGAGACUGUGUGUGGCUGAAGAAAUUCGAGGCAGGAGCAGCUCCCAGGCUAAGGCAAAGCUCCACCAGCAUCCUGAGGAAGAUGAAGGAUCUGCACCAUGAAAACGUGAACCUGUUCCUGGGCCUCUUCUCUGACUGUGGCAUCUUUGCCAUAGUGACAGAAUACUGCUCCCGAGGCAGCCUGCAGGACCUGCUGAGAAGUGAGGACAUGAAACUGGAUUGGAUGUUCAAGUCCUCUCUCCUGAUGGAUCUAAUCAAAGGGCUCAGGUACCUGCACCAGCAGGGCUUUGCCCACGGGCGCCUCAAGUCGCGCAACUGCGUGGUGGACGGACGCUUCGUGCUGAAGGUCACUGACUAUGGCUACAACGAGCUCCUGCAGGCACAGCAGUGCCCACACACCCAGCCAGCCCCAGAAGAGUUGCUCUGGACAGCUCCUGAGCUGCUGAGGGAGCCAGGCCCGUGCAGAAAGGGCACCUUCAAAGGGGACAUUUACAGCUUUGCAAUCAUCCUGCAAGAAGUGGUUGUUCGGGGCCCACCAUACUGCAUGUCAGAGCUCUCAGCUGAAGAGAUCAUACAGAAGGUGAAGCAGCCUCCCCCCCUGUGCCGCCCGAGCGUGGCCCCGGAGCUGGCCCCGCGGGAGUGCAUCCAGGUGAUGAAGCAGUGCUGGGCUGAGGCCCCCGAGCGGCGCCCAGCCUUGGAGGAGGUGUUUGACCAGUUCAAAACCAUCAACAAGGAGAAAAAGAGCAACAUCAUUGACUCAAUGCUCAGGAUGCUCGAGCAGUAUUCCAGCAACCUGGAAGAUUUAAUUAGGGAACGGACUGAACAGCUGGAGGUGGAGAAACAGAAGACAGAGAAACUCCUCUCACAAAUGCUCCCCCUGUCAGUGGCAGAAGCCCUCAAGACAGGUGGCACUGUGGAGCCAGAGUACUUUGAGCAGGUGACCAUCUACUUCAGUGACAUCGUGGGCUUCACCACCAUCUCAGCCCUCAGUGAACCCAUCGAAGUAGUUGACCUUCUGAACGACCUUUACACUCUGUUUGAUGCUGUCAUUGGAAACCAUGAUGUUUAUAAGGUGGAGACAAUUGGUGAUGCCUACAUGGUUGCCUCGGGGCUCCCGAAGCGGAACGGGAACAAGCACGCGGCCGAGGCAGCAAACAUGGCCCUGGACAUCCUCAGCUCCGUGGGGACCUUCAGGAUGGGACACAUGCCAGAGAUCCCCCUCAGGAUACGGAUUGGGCUGCACACAGGGCCCUGUGUGGCAGGUGUGGUGGGGCUCACCAUGCCCCGGUACUGCCUCUUCGGGGACACGGUGAACACUGCAGCCCGCAUGGAGGCCACAGGCCUGCCUUACAGGAUCCACCUCAGCCAGAGCACAGUGGAUACCCUUCGUAGUCUGAAUGAAGGUUAUGAAAUCAGACCUAGGGGCAAAACAGACCUGCAGGGUAAAGGAGUGGAAGACACAUACUGGCUGCUUGGCAAAAAAGGCUUUCUGAAGCCCUUACCUAAACCUCCUGAAAUGCAGGCAGGGUGCAGAGCUCAUGGGUUACCUGAGGAAGAAAUUGCAGAGCUCAGAAGGAGGAAGGCUGCAAAGGUCCUUGGCAACAAGGCCUAGAGCCCAGGUAGCAGCUGCAGGACAGCCCCAGCCUAGCACUGCUCCGUUGCGGCUGCUCCUGCCUUGUCCGCGUCGCUGCUCUUAGAGUCAUGCCUCCUUUCUCAUCCCACUGGGGGGCAUUUUGGGUGGGGGUUGGGUUUGGUUUGUCGU